This is a messenger RNA of Bombyx mori (domestic silkworm), 1224 nucleotides long. It is a transcript of the gene Cdk4, whose product is annotated as cyclin dependent kinase 4. Gene Ontology annotation, biological process: signal transduction; regulation of G2/M transition of mitotic cell cycle; G1/S transition of mitotic cell cycle. The record is from RefSeq and is marked provisional. Gene Ontology annotation, molecular function: cyclin binding; ATP binding; cyclin-dependent protein serine/threonine kinase activity. Gene Ontology annotation, cellular component: cytoplasm; cyclin-dependent protein kinase holoenzyme complex; nucleus. NCBI's taxonomy places the organism in Eukaryota, Metazoa, Arthropoda, Insecta, Lepidoptera, Bombycidae.
GUUUGUACUUGGUAAAGAAUUAAAUGUUUUGCGAAAACUUACUCUAAAUGACUUAAUAAUGUGAAUAUAGAAGUUUUAUUAGUUUCUGAGCCUAAUUUUUAGAUUAUAAAUCUAAUUUAAUAAAGUUUAAAAGAAAAAGCUGUUCAUGAUGUCGCGACCGAGUACCUCACAGUCACCACCUGUUGUUGCUUCCAUUAACGAUGUCAGUGCAUUAUUUCAAAAUGCACAGAAAUAUGAAGAACUGAGUCUAAUUGGUACAGGUGCAUAUGGGACAGUGUAUAAAGCUCGCGAUCUUCAUAAUGGAGGGCAGAUUGUAGCUAUGAAGAAAGUUAAAGUUGCCCUCACAGAGGAUGGGAUACCACUCUCAACUGUACGAGAGAUUGCCUUGUUAAGACAACUUGAGGCGUAUAGACAUCCCAAUAUAGUCAGACUGCUAGAUGUCUGCCACGGAGGGCAGUGCUUGGAGCGAGACCAGCAGCUAGUACUAUUCCUGGUGUUUGAACAUGUGGAACAGGACCUUGACUCUUUCCUUAGUCGAGCACCGGGACCGCUUCCAGAGAGCAGGAUUAGAAGCAUGUCCCACGAUAUAAUAUCAGGGGUGGACUUCUUGCACUCUCAUCGCAUUGUGCACCGAGAUCUCAAACCUCACAAUCUCCUGGUGACGGUGGCUGGACGAGUCAAGCUAGCUGACUUUGGUCUCGCCAAGACCUAUGAUGUAGAGAUGAAGCUCACCAGUGUUGUGGUGACGCUGUGGUACCGGCCCCCGGAGGUGCUGCUGGGGGCGCGCUACUGCUCGGCGCUGGACGUGUGGUCGGCGGGCUGCGUGCUGGCGCAGCUGCACACGCGCCGCCCGCUGCUGCCCGGCGCCUCCGACUCCGAUCAGCUGCACCGUAUCUUUAGAUUAAUAGGUCGGCCCCCUCGCUCGGAGUGGCCUGACAACGUAUCCAUAGAGCUGGACAGCUUCCCCAGCUACCCUCCGCAGGACCUGGCCAGAAUCCUGCCCAGGAUACAUCCUCAUGCAUUAGAUCUUAUCAAGGGCAUGCUGGUGUUUGACCCGUCCAAACGGCUGACGGCGAUGGACUGUCUGGAGCACCCUUACUUCACGGAGGAGCCGGUCGCGUAGCUGACUGCGGCACCCACUAUCAGCCGCCGCCGCUACCGGCGACAUCAAACUAACUACUUACUAAAACAUUGUGAACACAGUGAACUUUGUCGGGAGUGUCG